This is a messenger RNA of Suillus subaureus, 1017 nucleotides long. RefSeq lists its product as uncharacterized. The transcript has 3 exons. NCBI's taxonomy places the organism in Eukaryota, Fungi, Basidiomycota, Agaricomycetes, Boletales, Suillaceae. The record is from RefSeq and is a predicted model, not a curated record. Bases 1 to 1017 code for a protein of 338 amino acids.
AUGCUUGAUAGGCUGGAAGAUGAUACAUAUGCAUAUCAGCAGAAAAUCAACCAUUACUACCCUUUCCAAGAUGAAGAUGAAUGGGAGUUAGGGAAGUUCAUGGUCGAAAACCUCACCCAGACCCAAAUGAUCAAGUUUCUGAGGCUGAAAUGGUUCAACAGUCCUCAUGAAAAACCAUCUUUCACUAUGAAAGAUCAACUAUUAGACUGGAUGGACUCACUCCCUUGUUUUACAGAGUGGAAGGCCUCUAAAAUGGAAUUUUCAGGCUACAAAACAAUCCAUCCCAUCGAGCUCAUCUGGCGUGAUGCACUAGAAGUCGUCAAACAACUCUUCAGCGAUCCAACCUUUGCAAACCACAUGACCUAUACUCCACAUGUUGUCAAUAUCGGAAAUCAGUGUGAAUACAGAGAUUAUAUGAGCACUGAUAUGGCAUGGAAAAUCCAGGACCAUCUCCCUGUAGGUACAACUCAAGUGCCAAUAAUCUUGGGAUCCAAUAAGACUCAUGUAAUGCGAAUCACUGGAGGACUUGAAAUGCACCUGGUCUUCCUAACUAUCAGCAACAUUGAUUCAGAUAUUUGCUCCAAAGCAACCUUGCAAGCUUGGCAGUGUAUUGCUUACAUGCCAAUCACAAAGUUCCACAUCCAUCCAGACUAUCAAAGCAUUCUCCAGGCGCAGUUAUGGCAUAAGUGCAUGGACCUCGUUCUCACCAACCUUAAGGCCACUGCACCAGAUGGAUGUUUCAUGCCUGACCCUUCCAGAUACAUUCACUAUGUUUUUACACCCCUCAUUGCUCAUGUAUGUGACCUACCAGAGGCCUCUAUGAUUGCUGCAGUCGCAAAAAAUGCGUCCCCCCUGACCAUGGCGGUGCAAGGGGAUUUUGGUGAUGGGACACUUCACCCCCCUCAUACUGGGAAGCAUACACUACAAUGCAUUGUUGACAUCUCCCGCAAAGUUGAUCCUUGGGAUCUUGACAAGUUCCAGAAGGCAGCCAAGGCUGUUAACCUGUCUGGAUGUUAA